Molecule: messenger RNA, 4702 nt
Organism: Phytophthora nicotianae INRA-310
Lineage: Eukaryota; Oomycota; Peronosporomycetes; Peronosporales; Peronosporaceae
Exons: 1
Coding region: 916-4572 (1218 amino acids)
Biological process (GO): intraciliary retrograde transport; non-motile cilium assembly; protein localization to cilium
Cellular component (GO): intraciliary transport particle A; non-motile cilium
Molecular function (GO): protein binding
Source: RefSeq, a predicted model, not a curated record
AGAACGAUGGUGGAUAAAUUUUUGGUCUGUAUGCGAAACGCAUAUCCUUCGAGCAAGUUGCCAUGUAAACUUUACAGUGUAAAGUGAUGAAAGCCACGAUGAUCCACGCGCUUCGUCCACGACGAGGGCACAGUCACUACCGACCGUGAGACCAACAAAAAUGACUGUCUGGAUCUGAGCUGUAGCGCCCCCGACGUCAAGCUUGUUACAACAUGCCCGGUCUGUUGCUAAGUACACACCGGCAGUCUCUGCCAGCUGGGAAAUCGGCUGCGACGAUACUUGGCUGCUUGCCAUUCAGUGCUCGGGAGCAGACCUUAGGGCGCCUUUGAGGAACUUGGCGUACAAGUAUCCUAGACCCGCCCCCCGUAAACAGUGGUCGGCUUGGGCUGGUCUCACGUAGACUCCCGUCAUCAAUUACAACUCGCAAUACUGCAUAAAGAUUUCUUUUAUGCGAGUAGAGGGGGUGAAGGUAAUUGUUCCGGUGCUCAGAAUUGAUCACUAGCCCCAGUUCUUGAACGUCGACGUCUUUCACGAACACUUGUGGUCACCAAGAUGGCGACGAGAACACCAGAAGAAGUGCUACAUGUAGCAGGUGUUGGCACAAAACCUUAAUCGCCCUAAUCGGCCUUAUUACUUGUUAUUUUACCGGCGAACCCUUCGUCGCGGAGUCCUGCCGGGCCCUGUCCUGGUGUUAUAGGCCCAAGAGACCCGGAUGCCGAAUAACUUUGCCCACUUUGGCAUCACAGGUGAUCUCCUAAGGGGUGGAGGAUCUUUUAAAGAUGGAGAAAGCGACGCGUCUUUUGAAGAGGUGGAGCCUUUAUUUUGCUCGUGAAGCGACGCGUCUUUUGAAGAGGUGGAGCCUUUAUCCCCCACGGUGAUCACAAUUUCCAAGGCUCCAAGCCUCAAAUAUAUGCGAUGUUUAUCUUCCUGAGCAAGAAGAUCGCCAUCCCCAACAAUGUCAAGCUGCGAUGUGCAUCAUGGAACUCGGAACAAGGUUGGAUCGCUUGCGGCGGUCAGCACGGUCUGCUCAAGGUGCUACGACUUGAAUCAGCAGGGCAGACCGACGGUAAAGGCCCACGCGGCAUCGCAGCCGCUAGCAAUCUCACUAUGAACCAGUCGCUAGAGGGCCACAACGGCGCCGUGGUGUGCGCUACGUGGAACGCCAACUUCAAGAAGCUCACCACAAGCGAUGAGAACGGUCUCAUCAUCGUAUGGGUACUACAUCGUGGCAUGUGGUAUGAAGAGAUGAUCAACAACCGUAACAAGAGCGUCGUGCGCGAUAUGAAGUGGACGACCGACGGCCAGAAGAUCUGCAUCGCGUACGAGGACGGCGCUGUGAUCGUCGGCUCGGUCGAUGGCAAUCGUCUUUGGGGUAAAGAGAUGAAGACCCAAUUGGCCUUUGUAGAGUGGUCACCCGACGGUAAGUCCUUGUUAUUUGUGACUAAGGACGGUGAGGUGGCUGUACACGACGCGAUGGGCAACAAAGUGAGCAACUUAACGCUCUACGCCGUCGAGUCACGUGGCGGUGGCAGCGACUACAAGAUCAUUGGCGUUCAUUGGUACGACGGUAUUGAGGGGCACAUCAGUCAGGAGGCGCCCACAUUGGCCAUUGCGUUCCGUGACGGCAAAGUGCAGAUCACUCGCGGCAGAUUCGACGAGAACGCCGUUCUAAUCGACACGGGGAUGGAGUUAACUCAAGUUAGAUGGAACAACGACGGCAGUGUCAUCGCCCUUGCUGGUACUCAGGUGGAUCCUUCGGCGUCAAAAAUUGACGCGCCGAAAGAGUUCAACGUCGUCCAGUUCUAUGACCCGUUUGGACGUCAUUUACGCUCGCUUCGAGUACCUGGGAGUCGAAUUGAAGCGUUGGCCUGGGAAGGAACGGGUUUACGUAUCUGUCUGGCGGUGGACUCGCACAUCUACUUUGCUAACAUUCGUCCAGCGUACAAGUGGGGAUUCUACGCGAACACAUUGGUUUACACGUACAACCGUGCGGACCAGAUCGAGAACUGCGUCGUCUUUUGGGAUACCAAGUCAGAUGAGCGAUGCACCAAGUACAUUCGUGGACUUCUAGCGAUCAAGGCGGCAGGAGAUAACUGCGUGCUGGUGACUAAGAUAUACAACGAAGAUAUGGGCACGGGUGAAGUAAAUGGACAGCUUGUGGACGACGAACAGGGUGUAUUCAAGGAGAUCCAGUACCAGUUGAUCCUGUGCGACACAAUUGGGUCUCCAAUUGAGUCCAAGAUCAUCGACUUUGAGCCACUGUUUGUGUCCAUGACGUCGCGUCAUAUCGUAGCAGCCUCGACUGAUGCCAUCUAUGUCUGGCAGUACAAGAACUCCAGUGCUAAACUGACUGGUUUGGUCUCUGGCUCACAGAACCAAGAUACGAUGGAUGUGAGCACAAUCUCGCAGCUACUGCAGCGAGGAGGUCGGGAGAAAGCGUUUUACAUCGAUGAGACACAAGGCAACGAUGUCGAACACUUCCGAUACGUUUCUCGGCAGCUAGAAGACCCGAUCUGUGCCAUCUGCGCCUCGGACAGUUGGAUCUUCGCAGCUCGAGCGAGCGGAUUGAUCCACUGCUUCACUUUGCCUCACAUUUCGCUCGAGAUGAAGUACAUUGUGAACUGUCGUCCGCAGUUCCUGGCUCUAAACUGCAACUCAACGUUGUUGAGUGUGAUCGAUAUCAACGGAUUGUUGACCAUCAUGGAGGUCGGAGCGGCUGGAAGUUUAAAUACUACACAGGGCAAGAUGCUAAACUUUGAGAAGAAGGACGCAUGGGACGUCGUAUGGGCUGAAGACAACCCGGAGCUGUUCGUGAUGAUGGAGAAGGCUCGAAUGUACGUGUAUCGCGGACUGGAGCCUGAAGAACCAGUCUCGUCUUCGGGAUAUCUCUGCUAUUACAAGGAUUUACAAGUGAAGGCUGCCCUGUUGGAUGAGAUCCUCACAAACCCUGAACAACCAGACAAGAACAUGGUCAUAGAGUUCCAGACUCGAUCACUGCGAGAUGCCAGGGCGCUUCUGGAUAAUGUAGGCCUUGCUGAAGCGUGCGAGUACAUUCAAGACCACCCACAUCCACGACUCUGGUCUCUACUAGCAGAGGCUGCACUGGACCAACUAGAUUUUGGCAUGGCCGAACGUGGCUUCGUCAAAUGUGGAGACUACAGCGGCAUCCAGUACGUCAAGCGACUGCAGCUACUCAACGAUCGCGUCAAGCAAAAAGCGGAGGUUGCCGCAUAUUUCCAAAAUUUUGACGAAGCUGAGGCGCUCUAUCGCAAAAUUGACCGCAAAGAUCUGGCUAUCGAUCUCCGUCAGCGGCUUGGCGACUGGUUCCGAGUUGUUCAGCUUGUUCAGUCAGGCGGGGGUAACGACGACUUGCUCACCCACGCGUGGAACAUGAUCGGCGAGUAUUUUUCCGACCGCCACAAGUGGGAGAAGGCGAUUAAAUACUACGCACAAGCAAAGAAUAUCAAUGCACUGGUACAAUGCUACUACGCUAUGGGAGAUUUCAACCAGCUAGAAGCUUUCGUGAACGAUAUCCCUGAGACCUCUCCACUGCUAAAAGAUAUGGCCGUCAAGUUCACGCGAGCUGGAUUGUGUCAAUCUGCUGUGGAAACCUAUGUGCGAAUGGGAGACGUCAAGUCUGCCAUCGACUCCUGUGUACUCCUGAACGAAUGGGAGCGCGCUGUGGGGCUAGCGGAACAAUACAACUUCCCUCAAAUCGAGAAUGUACUGACAAAGUACGCAAACCACCUCAUGAUGAACGGGAAGACACUACAAGCGAUCGAGUUAUACCGUCGUGCGAAUAAAAGUACCGAGGCUGCCAAGUUACUGGCAAAACUCGCUAAAGAAGUGGGGAAGAACCCGUUGCGUGCCAAGAAACUGCACGUGUUAGCAGCGUUUGAGGUGGAGCGGAUGAGGAAGAAGAUGCUGGACGUGUCGAGCUUGACGAGUACAAAAGGCACCACAGCAGCUCAAGUGACUGCGCAGACAUUGGAGAGUCUUGUCCAACAUGAUGCAGCAACGGGUGAGGACCGGUCAUUGGACAAUCCUUGGCGUGGCGCUGAAGCGUAUCACCUCUACCUUCUCGCUCAUCGCCAGCUGUACGGUGGACGCAUUGAUCGUGCGUUGCGAACUUGUCUGAAACUCUCGGCGUACGAGGAUAUUCUGGAAGAGCGCGAGAUCUACUCUCUCAUCGCUCUCACUGCGUUCUACACGAAACAUUACGAGCAAUGCUCCAAGGCAUUCGUUAAGCUCGAGACGCUUCCCGGUCUGGACGACAAGGAGUUGCAGGCGAUGAGUGAACUUGCUCUCAAGAUUUUCACCACCACGCGGACGGAGCACCAAGACCCAACCAUGCGUCCACAGGAGUGUCCGAAUUGCCGAUGCCAAGUGAAGGAAUGGGAUGCUCGUUGUGGCAACUGCAGUCGUCCGUUCCCGACGUGUAUGAUGACGGGGAUGUCGAUCCAGACCCAAAACACGAAAAUGUGCAAAGCUUGUCGCCACGUGUGCAUCGAAAUCGAGAUUCGAGACCAGAAGAACUGCCCCCUGUGCCACACCCCAUUUUCAUUUAUGUAGUUUACUCCUAUGUAGGCCGUAGCUACUAUCCAUACAAGACAGUUAUCAACAAGUGAGACCGUUCAUUAGUACUAUCUUGAAACGACUCAUCGAGUCUUCAAAGUUACUAGUGAUGAAGGCAAGAACACGC